AUGGAAGAAAAGAUGGACCAAAAUUCAUAUCCUCGCAUUUAUGUGGAGAGAACUCUGGCUCUCAUUAAACCCGAUGCCAUCCACAAAAGUGAGGAGAUUGAAGACAUUAUCCUCAAAUCGGGAUUCACAGUUUUGCAGAAACGGAAGCUGCAGCUAAGUCCAGAGCAAUGCAGCGACUUCUACGCAGACCAGUAUGGAAAGUUCUUCUUUCCCAGCUUGACAGCCUUCAUGAGCUCUGGUCCCAUCAUUGCCCUGACUCUGGCCCGCAACAAUGCUGUUGCCCACUGGAAGUCCAUCAUAGGGCCUGUCAACAGCACCAAGGCUAGAGAAACUCAUCCAGAGUGCCUUAGAGCAAAAUAUGGCACUUCUGACCUGAAAAACGCACUCCAUGGGAGUGAGUCAUUUCAUGCAGCUGAGAGGGAGAUCAAAUUCAUGUUCCCAAACUCUGUAAUUGAGCCCUUUCCCUCAAGAGAGGCAACUGAAGAAUACCUGAGCAGAUAUGUAAACCCCACUCUGCUACGUGGACUCACUGAGCUCUGCAAGCACAAGCCACACAACCCCUGUGUUUGGCUUGCUGACUGGCUGAUGAAGAACUGUCCAAAUAAGCCUCAAAUAUGUGAUGGAGUCAUUGUGGAACAAGCAGAAUGACAAGCGGUGGAAAAAAAUGGAAGAAUACAUAAUAUCAGAC
Messenger RNA from Toxotes jaculatrix (banded archerfish), 688 nucleotides. It is a transcript of the gene nme5, whose product is annotated as NME/NM23 family member 5. Gene Ontology annotation, molecular function: nucleoside diphosphate kinase activity. Bases 1 to 648 code for a protein of 215 amino acids. The record is from RefSeq and is a predicted model, not a curated record. The transcript is spliced from 5 exons. Gene Ontology annotation, biological process: GTP biosynthetic process; CTP biosynthetic process; negative regulation of oxidative stress-induced intrinsic apoptotic signaling pathway. Lineage: Eukaryota; Metazoa; Chordata; Actinopteri; Toxotidae.